This is a messenger RNA of Meloidogyne enterolobii, 1065 nucleotides long. The record is from the annotation of a GenBank genome assembly. Lineage: Eukaryota; Metazoa; Nematoda; Chromadorea; Rhabditida; Meloidogynidae.
AUGAGUACAUUAACUGGACUCAUUUCUUGUGCAAUUUCUUCCCUUUGUUUUGGUUCUAUGUAUGUGGGUGUAAGAGUUGCUGGGGAUCCUGGUGAUGGAAUGGUUGUUCAGUGGAUUUAUAUCGCUACUGGAGCACCUCCCUUUCAACCUUUGGCAAUGCUUGGUGGACUUCUUUGGGCUAUUGGCAAUUUAACAGCUAUUCCAAUAAUUAAAACAAUUGGUUUAGGAAUGGGUAUUUUAAUUUGGGGAACUGUUAACUGUGUUGUUGGUUGGGCAACUGGACGUUUUGGACUUUUUGGGGUAAAUGCAAGUACUCCUAGCUCUCCUAAUUUGAAUUAUCUUGGACUUGUUUUUGUUAUUGUUGGAGGAAUUCUUUUUGCAUUUGUUCGCCCCAAACCUCCCCUUACAACAAAAAGAGAUUCACUCCAACAAGGCUCUCCAAUAAUUAUAAGACGUGAAGAACCCCAAAAUACAAAUAUUGAAGAAGGGGAAAGUUUGGUAGAACAACAAAUAGACGAGGAAGAAAGAGUAAAUAUUGAAACGACAGAAAACAAUAUUAAUUUAAGUAGAAUAAAUUCUGAUGGAAUGAAAAAACGGAUAUUAGCUGUUGUAGCUUCUAUAUUUGCUGGUAUUGGCUAUGGAUCGACUUUUACCCCAGUAAUAUAUAUUCAAGACAAUCCUCAACAUUUCAAAAAUCCUUCCAAAAAUGCAAUAGAUUAUGUAUUUUCACAUUUUACUGGAAUUUAUUUAACAUCAACAUUUGUUCUACUUAUUUAUAUUGCUUAUAAACAAAAUAAACCUUAUAUGGAUAAUGCUUUAGUAUUCCCUUCUUUGUUGGCCGGUGUUUUGUGGGCAGUGGCUAUGCUUGCUUGGUUUUUGGCUAAUGAUAUUUUAUCACAAGCAAUAACCUUUCCAAUUAAUGCAACUUUGCCUGGUUUAAUAGCCAGUUUAUGGUCUGUUUUUUAUUUUAAAGAAAUUGAAAUGGAGGAUUUGAAAUUACUUUUAUCUGCUGUUUGUGUUACUAUUUUUGGAGUUACACUUGUUGGACUUUCAAAGACUAUUUGA